Molecule: messenger RNA, 3360 nt
Organism: Eimeria maxima
Lineage: Eukaryota; Apicomplexa; Conoidasida; Eucoccidiorida; Eimeriidae
Exons: 2
Coding region: 1-3360 (1119 amino acids)
Biological process (GO): intracellular signal transduction; positive regulation of apoptotic process
Cellular component (GO): nucleus
Molecular function (GO): protein serine/threonine kinase activity
Source: RefSeq, a predicted model, not a curated record
AUGACGCAGUCUCCACAAGACAGCCCCCCUCAGGGAGAGCAGCAGCAGCAGCAGUCACACCAGCAGCAACAGCAGCAGCAACAGCAGCAGCAACAGCAGCAGCAGCAAGGGCAAGUUUGCCCCACAGAAAAAGAAGAACAGGAGAGCUGCUCUUGUGGUGUAACCACUUCAGCAGACAGCCCUGGGGAGCCUGCAUCAGCAGAACUACACGGGGGCCCCCUUGAGGCCACUCCUGCUGCUGCAGCAGCUGCUUCACCUACAGCAGCUUCUACUUCCCCUGUAUCAUCUGCUUCACCGAUGGCCGCUUCCGAUGGUGGUUGGGCUGCGGCUCUGAGUGUGGCGAUCCCUCGGGACAUGGAUGCUGAUGGGGGCCCCGAGCAGCAACAGCAGCAGCAACAGCAAGGGAGACAAGGGGAUAGGCCCCUUGCAUCUACUGUAGAGGAUUCUUUGUCUCCACAGUCUCAGGCUUCCUCUCUAGAGUCUGCAUGCAGAGAGACGGAACAAAAGUGCAAGUCCAUGGAGGGAGCAGCAGCAGCAACAACAGCAACUGCUGCUGCAGCAGCAGAAGCUGAUUCACCAGCUGGUACUGCGAAAUCUGCUGCUGCAGCAGACGGCGGAAGCCCUGUUGCAGCAGAGCAGGAAGCUGGAAAGGAGCAAGUGAACGAGGAGACAGUACAGGAGGAGACAGUUCGAAGGGAAGACGAGGAGGGGGGCAGCUGUCUUGCUUCUAUGGAUGGAGUGUCUCCGAAGCAGCAGCCACAUAGGAAGGGUCGCAGAGGAGGCAGAAGGAUAGGAGGUACUCCAAGGGGAGGCAAGCGGCGCAACAGUAGCAGCAACUGCAGCAGCAGCAGCAGUAUUAGUAGCAGCAGCAGCAGCAGUAGUAGUAGUAGUAGCAAUAGCAGCCAGAAUGGGAACAGCAUUUAUAUGGAAGACGAUGGCGCGACUGCUGCAGUAGCUGCGUCGGUGAAAGAUGAGGCUACCAGCAGCAACGACAGCAGCAGCAGCUCUAGAGGUGCCUUAGAUGGCUCAGAAGCAACUGCAGCAGCAGGACCAACAGCAGCAAACGGCGGGAGGGUCAGAAGCAGGCGGCCAUCCGACCAGACAUCUGCAGGUGCGUUGAGUACGGAGGAGGGAGACGAUUCUGCAGCAGCAGGCUCCGCAGCAGGAGCACCAACAACAGCAGAAGGAGCAGAAGAAGCAUGCACAGGAGAAGCAGCAACAGCUGCUGCUGAAGGCCCGAAGCCAAGAGACAGGAGGAGAAUUAAAAGGCCUGCGCGGUAUGAAGAGUACAUAGCGGACACACAACAAGCAGCAAAGCUAGAGGAUAGUUAUCGGUCUCCCCUGCAUAUGGGCUCAAGGCAGCAGCAGCAGAGGAAGCCCCGCAAACUAUCAGCAGCAGCAGCAGCAAGGGCAGCAGCAGGAGACGCGGGUCCCAGGGGGUUCAAGAGGAAAGAGAGGCCAGUAGAGCAGUUUCCUUCCCACGCAGAUGGGGACGCCGCAGCGGGAGGGUCAGCAGCACCAGGAUCACGAGCAGCAGGAGCAGGACCAGGUGCUGCUGCUGCUGUGGCCGGUUGCCAGCCGUCCCCCAACGGAGGUACUGUUAGCACGCGUAAGAGACGUCUUAUACCAUGGCUUGACUUAAAUGCUUUAGAGACAGCAGCAGCAGCAGCAACCCCACGGGCACCUCCCAGCAUCGACCGUGCAGUUGCAACAGGUUUGGCUGCCGCUGCUGCUGCCGCUGCUUCACUAGCACUGCCCCUCGCACAGCAGCCACCAGCAGCAACAGGAGGAGCAGCGGAAGCAGCAACAGCUGCAGAAGAACCUGCGGGGUCACGAGGACCCAGCGAAUCCUUCCCUCCUGACGACGGGGUGCAGGCCCUCUUCAACAGAGCCAUGGGCGUGCUCAGAGGCAACACUGAUGAAGAAGACCAGCAACAGCAACCGCAACUGCAGCAGCAGCAGCAACAGCAGGGGGACCAGGAACGAGCGGGGCCAGCGCCCCGUUCUGGGCGACAGGCUUCGGACGAAAUCCUCGUUAAGACGGAGACAGACGGAGAUACAGAAGGGACCUCUAGGCCUGCACAAACUGCAACGCCCCAGAGAGAGACAGGGGCAUCAGCAGCCGCUGCCGAAGCAUCAUCGCAGCGGCAGCACGAGCAAGAAGACGAGCAAGAGCAGCAGCAGCAGCAGCAUCAGCAGCAAGGGUCACAGCAGCAGCAGCAAGUGGGGCAACAGCACAGCACUUUGACUGCUGAUUUCCAGGAGAUGGCGUCGCGAGCGGCGCGGGAAGCCACACCACAGGGGGCGUCGGGAGGGCCUCCUGCUGCUGCUACCCCUGCUGCUGCUGCUGCUGCUUCUACUGCUGCCGAUUUUCAAGUGCAGCCUGAGUCCGUGAGGCGGUUUCUGCUGCAGCAUGGCCGCAAACCGCCAUUGCCCUCGUUAAGGGCCCCACCGCAGAGAGCCGAUCAGCAGCUGCAGAUGAUACAAGAGCAGUUGCUGGAGCAGCACAGGCAGCAGUGUGCCAAAGACAAGCAAAAGGGACAGGGGCGUCCUCGUGUGCAGCAGCAGCGGCAGCUUAACGGCGCAGACGGGAUCACGGAAGAAAACCUGCAGCAGAAGCUACACUACGCAAGGGAGCAGCUGCAGAAGCGGCAGCAGCAGGAGCUUGACCAACUCGAGGAGGACCUUAAACGGCACCUUCUUCUGCUUGCGAGGGUGAAAGAGGAGCAGCAGCAAGCUGCAGAGAGUAGCUGCAGCAGCAGCAGCGGCAGUAGCAGUGGAAGUAGCAGCGGCAACGGUAACCGUGAUGCAUUCGGAGUCAGCGUGCAGUCUCAACGCCGCCCCAGUGAAGCGGAACUGCAGCGGCAGCAACUACAGCAGGAGCAACAACAAAUGCGCCUUCAGCAGCAACAAGACGUCCUUUUUGAGCAGCUGCAGCAGCUCGCGCUGUUGGGGGGACUGGAGGCCUUCCUUGGAGCCGAGAGCAGCAGCAACAGCACCAACAACAGCACCAACAACAGCACCAGCAACAGCACCAGCAACAGUACCAGUAACAGUUCCAGCAACAGCACCAGCAACAGUACCAGUAACAGUUCCAGCAACAGCAAUGGUGGCAAUGGCAGCAGCAGCAGCAGCAGCAAUAGCAGUAGUAGUAGCAGCAGCAGCAGCAGAGUCCCUGAUGACGUCGUCAGCCGAGCCCCAGAAGCAGAACAGCCUGCAGUACGGGAGCGGCAUCCUCAUGCUGCAAGGCGUCGACCAGGAGAUGGGCCUGCGGGGGAGAGAGCUGAGAGGAGAGAAGUGUCUCCUUCAAGGCAGCAAAGUGCGCAGGGUGUCUCCUUGGCUCCAAGGGAGAGGAGAUGA